CAGCAGCCCUCAGUCAGAGCAAGAAGCAGCCAGAAGGGCCUGCUGCCAUCUCCUGAUAUUCUGACUUUCUUCUGCACUGGGGAGUCCAGUAUCAUACCUCAACAUGGCCCAGUGGCAACAGAUACGGAUGCUGGACAAUAUCCAUCGGGAGCAUGUGCACCGUCUCUACUCAGAUGAUUGCUUGCCAAUGGAAGUGCGGGAAUACCUAGCCUACUGGAUUGAAGAUCAGAACUGGAGCCAGGUGGUACAAUCUGACUGCUCACAGGCCUGCUGGCUUUUCCAAACCAUGCUGGCUCUUCUGGAUGAGCAGCUUGGACGUCUUGUGUGGCAUGAAGAGAACAAUUCAAACAUGGUCAUUAAACACAACCUACGCCGUUCAAAACUCAGCCUACAGGACAGGUAUGCAGAGCAUCCAGAAAAACUGGCCAACCUGAUUGAUGGUUUGUUGAGAGAGGAGAGGGCUAUUCUGUCAGCAGCUGCGGCUACUUCUCCGACAAGGUUGGAGCCCCUGCCUAAUGCGGCCUUGAUCACUGGCCAGGAAAACAACAUUGAGGAACGGCUAGCAGAGAUGAGGAAAGCAAUUCAGGGUCUAAAAAAUUCCAUAGAGCAACUUGAGGAUUUGCAGGGGAUCUUUAACUUCCGGUUUACUGCAUUCAAGAGACUGGCAGAAAGAUCGACACCUUCUGAUCCUAAUAUCAGGGACAAAUGGAAAGAGCUGCAAGGCAUGAUAAAUCAUUUGGACCGUUGUCGCAAGGAUGUGCUGGCCGGAAUCCAGGCACUGCUGGGCCGCUCGGACACUCUGAGGGACCUGUUGCUGUUGGAACUAUCUAUGUGGCAAGAUCGCCAACGGCGGGCGUGUAUUGGGGAUGUUUGUGAUACCAGUUUACGACAACUAGAGAAGUGGUACACUGGAAGCGCUGAAGACCUGUUCCAUUUACUCUGGCUGCUACAGACCCUGGAUGAGCUGCAUCAAAAGAUGACCUAUGAAGGAGACCCCCUGCCACUACAGGUGCAUCACUUAAGAGAGCGGCUGCAAGAGCAAAUUUUCUGUCUUUUAAAAAGCGCUUUUGUGGUGGAAAUUCAGCCUAAAAUGCCCUUUCCCAGUCGCCGGCCACUGUUGCUGAAGACCAACAACAAGUUCUCUGUCCAAGUCAGGCUCCUGGUCAAGCUGAUGGAUCAAGACCACAAGAUGGAGGUGAAGAUGGAGAUUGACAGGGAUUCUGCUGAUUUGGUAGGGUUUCGAAGAUUCAACAUCUUGCCAUCAAACACCAAAACCAUGGUGAAGGACAGGCCCCAGGUGGAGGGCCUCGUCUGUGACUUCAGUCACAUUAUGCUGAAAGAGCAAAAAUCUUCUGGCUCAGGUAAAGGCAAAGGUGGUAAAGGUGCCAGUGAGGGAACAUUACCUGUUACAGAGGAGCUGCAUGUCAUCACGUUCACACUAGAUUAUUGCUACCAAGAUCUCAAGUGCCAGCUUCAGGCAUCCACUUUGCCUGUGGUGAUCUUCUCUAAUGUCAACCAGGCAUCCAGUGCCUGGGCCUCCAUCCUGUGGUGCAAUAUGCUUGGAGCAGACCCAAAGAACCAGCAAUUUUUUUCCAGUCCACCAGCUGCCACUUGGGCCAAGUUGUCAGAGGUGCUCAGCUGGCAAUUCUCAGAUGCUACUAAGCGAGGCCUCGAUGUGAACCAGCUGAAAAUGCUUGGAGAGAAACUCUGUGGGUCCAAGGUAACACCACAAAGCACAAUCACCUGGGCCCAGUUCUCCAAGGAGGCUUCUUCUGGAGACACUUUUUCCUUCUGGACUUGGAUUGAUGGAAUCUUAGGUCUGAUCCAAGAGCACUUGCUGGAACUCUGGAAGAAUAAUCUCAUCGUGGGAUUUGUGAGCCGCAAGCGUGAGAGGCAUUUGCUGAAGCAGAAGCGGGCAGGUACCUUCCUGCUGCGGUUCAGUGAGACAACCCGGGAUGGCGGCAUCACCUGUACCUGGGUGGAAUACAACAAUGAUGGGUCCCCAAAGAUCCACUCGGUCGUGCCCUACACCAAGACCGAGCUGAAGUCCUUAGCGCUGCCUGACAUUAUCCAUGACUACCAGCUCUUCGCAGAGGAGGACAUGCCUGAGAAUCCACUCAAGUUCCUCUACCCUGACACUCCCCGGAAUGAAGCUUUUGGUCCUUACUACAGUGAACGUCGGGAAGGUGACCUGACAGAGCAGAAGAAAUAUCUGGGACGCCGCUUGAUCAGAGUCUCCUCUAGGCAACAGGAUGAGCCCCGUGUUCUGGAGGUGAGCCCAGAGGAGCCCAGCAUUCUGGAGGUGAGCCCAGAGGAGCCCCGCAUUCUGGAGGUGAGCCCAGAGGAGCCCCACAUUCUGGAGGUGAGCCCAGAGGAGCCCCGCAUUCUGGAGGUGAGCCCAGUGGAACCCCGCAUUCUGGAAGUGAGCCCAGAGGAGCCCCGCAUUCUGGAAAUGAACCCAGAGGAGUCCUGUGUUCCGGAAGUGAACAAUGAAUUCCUCCCUGAUAACAUGGAUGCAGUCAAUGCCUUAUUCGGAAACUUUAUGCUUGACAGGAAUGACCCCUUCCUUCCACCACCAGGCGAGGAGGAGCUGUUCGAGUAUCCUGAUCUCUUUAAACUACCAAAUGAGAUGCCAGAGCUGAAUUUGAAUGAAGAAGAUUUUUGUUUGACCCCACAGCCGGAAUAACGAGACGGACAACAGUUUGGAUCAAACAAGGGCCACUUUAUUAACUAUAUA
Molecule: messenger RNA, 2737 nt
Organism: Gekko japonicus
Lineage: Eukaryota; Metazoa; Chordata; Lepidosauria; Squamata; Gekkonidae
Gene: STAT2
Product: signal transducer and activator of transcription 2
Exons: 24
Coding region: 104-2686 (860 amino acids)
Biological process (GO): regulation of transcription by RNA polymerase II; response to peptide hormone; regulation of cell population proliferation
Molecular function (GO): DNA-binding transcription factor activity, RNA polymerase II-specific; RNA polymerase II cis-regulatory region sequence-specific DNA binding
Source: RefSeq, a predicted model, not a curated record